Chroicocephalus ridibundus (black-headed gull) is the source of this 2704-nucleotide messenger RNA. RefSeq names its product protein PML-like. NCBI's taxonomy places the organism in Eukaryota, Metazoa, Chordata, Aves, Charadriiformes, Laridae. The record is from RefSeq and is a predicted model, not a curated record. The transcript is spliced from 10 exons. Gene Ontology annotation, cellular component: PML body. Gene Ontology annotation, molecular function: zinc ion binding; ubiquitin protein ligase activity. Bases 187 to 2517 code for a protein of 776 amino acids. Gene Ontology annotation, biological process: protein monoubiquitination.
GAGUUUUUCCGGAAAGGCCCAGCCCGGGAACUGCUCCACCAACCAUAUGGGGAGAACCGGGUCCUCCAUCACGCAUUCACCUUGAGGAGGGGCUGGCUCCAGAGGGUCCCCCAGCCCCACAGGGAACCGGGAGAGCCAGGUCGGGGAAUCGAAAGUCCCCGUGGAGAGCCGUUCGCCGCCGCUGCCAUGCCCGACAGCCCCGCCGCCCCCCGGCCGCCCGGCCCCAGCCCCCCAGCCGAUGGCAGUGGCACCACUGCCCCCACGGACAUGGGACCCCAGCCGGGGACACCCCCGUGCUCCCCUCCGUCCCAGCAGCCCGCCGUGGAGGAUGACUUCCAGUUCGUCUCCUGCGAGCGCUGCCGGAAGGAAUCGCCCAACCUCAAGCUCCUCACCUGCCUCCACACCUUGUGCCUCGAUUGCCUGAGCGAGAACAAGCCCAUUGGGCAGUGCCCCGUGUGCCGGACGGCCAUCCCGCAGGCCAGCGGCAUCCCCAACAUGGACAACCUGCUCUUCACCAACCUGCAAGCCAGGCUCAGCAUCUACAAGAAGAUCAGUGACAGCGGUGGCCCGAGCUGCAGCCGGUGCCAGGGGGAAGCGGCGACGGUGUGGUGCUCGGAGUGUGAGGAAUUCCUCUGCACCAAGUGCUUCGAGGACCACCAGUGGUUCUUCAAGAAGAGGAGCCACGAGGCCAAGAAAGUGGAGGAGCUUCGUGCCGACUCAGCCCAUCGGUUCCUGGAAGACACCAGAAAGUCCUGCAACCUCUUUUGCUCCAGUCCUGGUCAUGCCAACCAGGGCCAUAUCUCCAGCAUCUACUGCAAGAAGUGCAAGAGGGCUCUGUGCUGCUCCUGCGCGCUGCUGGACAGCCAUCACGCCCCCUUCUGCGACAUCCACAGCGAGACCCGGCGCAGGCAGGAGGAGCUGGGCACCCUCAGCCGGGAGCUGAAGCAGAAGAGAAACGGCUUCGAGGCCACCUACGCGGGGCUGAAGGAUGAGGCCGCCCGGCUGGAGCGGGUGCAGCGGGAGAUGCGGGAGCUGAUCCAUCAGCGUGUGGAGCAGCUGGUGGGGCUGAUCCGUCGGGAGGAAGAGGAGCUGCUGGGGCUGGUGGAAGCCGGGCAGGAGCAGGGCCGUCGGGAGCUGUCGAGGGAGCUGGAGCGGGUGGAGGGGGUGCUGCGGCGGAUGGAGGCGGGCGAGCAGCUGGUGGAGAAGAUGAACCUCUACGCCACGGAGCAGGAGGUGAUGGACAUGCAGCCCUUCAUCAAGGACUCCCUGGAGGAGCUGCAGCGGCUGCAGCCGCCGGUGACCGGGGACCGAACGCAGCCUGGGGACUUGACUGAGUGCAGAGCCAGGCUGCAGGCGCUGGUGGAGCGCGUCAUGGGCCACCCAGGUACUAAUUCCCAAGCUGUCCCCAUGGUCGAGGUGGCCCCAGAGAACAACCUGCAAGAGCCAGUCGAGCCCCAGAGCCAGAGCAUCUUGCCCACCUUCACCAUCAGCCUCGAGGAGAUGCACAAAAGCUCGGCUCUCCCCGUCACCAUUUGGCCCAAGCGGACAUCACAUGGCAUGGAAAGGGGCAGCCAGGUGUCACCCAAGCUGCUGAAGCUGGAGUGUGACAGCAUGCCGAUCCCCAGCGAUCCCAGUUCAAACCAGUGGGAUGGCAGAAGGGGGCCCAGCACCUCCACGCCAGACCAGAACUGCAGCAGCAUCCCGGCCGCCAACAGCCACGCUGAUGUUGCAGAAGACAUCAGCAUCGUCAUCAGCAGCUCGGAGGACAGUGAGGAAGACACGGCGGCCUCCAGCAAGCCCAAGGAUUGUAAAAAGUCCUCCAGCCCAACAUGGUCUGCGAGCGGCACCUCACCCCACUGCAGCCCUGGCCCCACCAGCCCCUGGGACAACAGGCUGGAGCCAAGCACCUUGGUAUUCCUCAGCUUGAAGGUUGAUCAGAAAACCCAGAACAUCACCGAGGUGGCAGCAGCCAAUGGAGAGCGCACCUUCAAGAUACUGAUUCAGACACCAGAGUCGGUGCUGGCGCUGCUCUCCCAAGGUGUCUCCAUGGAGGUGGGGAUGCAGAACCUACUCUGGUACCUCUCCCUGAUCCCCAGGCCCAUCCUCAUCGUCUAUAACUUCUGGACGCUGGAGCUGCCUGCUCUCUUUAAAGCCUUGGAUGCCACAGGCAGGAAAGUGGACUUCUGCCAGGUUGUGGGCGGUUACGUGGAUAUGUUGGCCUUGAUCAAGGAAAAGCUGCCCAAGGCCUCUUCCUACAGGCUGAAGAACCUGCUGAGAGGGUACCUGCAGCAGCAACUCAAUGAGGGCAGCACGCUGGCCACGGCCAAGGCCUUGCAGGACCUUUGGGGAGUCCUGGCGCUCCCUGUUCAACCCGACACGGGGAUGAUGCUCACCCACUGCAACCUGCAGAGCUACACCAUCCUGCAGACCCUGGUGCAGGAGAAGCUGCUCACCAGGAGGGCGGCCAAGAUCCUGGCCCGGCGCAACCUUAUCCUCUGGGAGCUGGAGGAGGCAUAAGCGCAAUCAUGGCAUGAGCUGAGCUGGCCAGGUCUCAGACUAACCACAGCAGGGAUGCUUACCAGGAAUGCUCUCACAGACCUUCUCCACUCCCAGCAUGGGGCUUAAAAGGUUCAGGAGUCAGGGCUAUGGGGGGGGGGGAACCCCACAAACACCCAAUCAAAUUAAUAUCUUUAUAAAAUUAAUU